Messenger RNA from Geodia barretti, 2253 nucleotides. NCBI's taxonomy places the organism in Eukaryota, Metazoa, Porifera, Demospongiae, Tetractinellida, Geodiidae. The record is from the annotation of a GenBank genome assembly.
AUGGAUCGGCAUUCCGAAGCGCCGUCACCGCCGCCGGCGCUGGUACCGAAAACCAGGUUGGAGGCGCGGGUUGUCGGGAUGCAUUGCGCCGGUUGCGUGGCCAGCAUCGAAAAGGCGGUGGUCAGCCUCCCCGGGGUCGAAAGCGCGGAGGUGAGCCUGCUCACGGGGGAUAUCGCCGUCCGGCUGUUGGGAGCCGAUGCACAGGGCGCCGCGUUCGCCGCUGAUGUCGCCGGGGCCGUGGAAUCGGCCGGUCCCUACCGGCUGGAACCGGCCGAAGAAGCCGGCCCCGAGCAACCGGAGCGGGCAGGGAACACCGGUGGACGCUUGGGCUGGCGCGACGGACUUUUCCCCGUCGCUCUGGCCCUCGCGCUCUCCGCGGCCGCCAUGGGGGUCGCGAUGAGCGGCUUCGGCGGGACCACUCCGGGCCGGUGGUCGCAGUUUCUGCUCGCGACUCCGGUGUGUGUGUUGCUCGGUCGCGAUUUCCUGAUGGCGUUCGGGAAGGCUCUGCGACACCGGGCGUUCGGGAUGGAUAGCCUGAUCGGGCUCGGUGCCGGAACUGCUUACGUGUCCUCCGUGGUGGCCCUGGUGGGAGCCUCGGGGAGCCCCCUGUUCUUCGAUACCGCUGCGAUCAUCGUCGCGAUCGUCCGCCUCGGACGCUGGCUCGAGGCCCGGGCCCGGGGCCGAGCCGCCGAUGCGUUGGGCGAGUUGCUCGCCUUCGCCCCGGACCAGGCUCGAGUGGUGCGCCGGGGUGUCGAGCGGAUGGUGCCGGUAGCCCGAAUCCAACUUGGCGAACUUGUUCGGGUGCGACCCGGAGAAAGGGUGCCGCUCGAUGGUCGCAUCGUUCAGGGCGGGGCCGCGAUGGAUGAGUCGCUCGUAAGCGGCGAGAGCGUUCCCGUCGAACGGACGGCGCCCGAUCCGGUGAUCGCGGGAGCGAUGAAUCUCACGGGCGCCGUCGAGGUUGAGGUCACCCGGGUGGCUUCCGAAAGCACCAUCUCGAGGAUCGCCGCGUCGGUCCGGAAGGCGCAGACGGAAAAGAUUCCGAUGCAGCGGAUCGCCGACCGGGUGGCGGGCGUGUUCGUCCCGAUCGUGAUGGUGGCGGCGGCCAUCACGGUGGGCGGCUGGCUCUUUGCCGGGGGCGCCAUGGAUUUCGCCCUGGCUCGAGGCGUGGCGGUGCUGGUGGUGGCCUGUCCCUGCGCGGUAGGCCUCGCGGCGCCCAUCGCGGUACUGGUGGCGACUGGCCGCAGCGCGCGGCGGGGCAUUCUGUUUCGCUCCGGGGGAGCGCUCGAGGCGCUGGCUUCCGUACGGGUGGUGGGGCUCGACAAAACGGGGACGGUCACUACCGGUGCACCGGUGGUUGUCGCGGUGGAGCCGGCGCCCGGCGGAAGCGCCGAGAACCUCCUUCGACUCGCGGCCUCCGCCGAACAGGGAUCCGAGCAUCCCCUCGGGGUCGCGCUGGUCACCCAUGCGCGCCAGGCAGGAUUGGCGCUCGAGACCCCCGAGCGUUUCGAGGCUCUCCCGGGCCGCGGAGUCAGCGCGAGCUUUGGCGGCGGAACCACGGUGUGGGUCGGCAGCGAUCGUUUGGUCCGGGAGCGUGGACUGCCCCUUCCGCCUGCCCCGAACGAUGCGGGCGCGUCGGGCCGGCUUCGGGUGCUUCGUGAAUCGGCGGGGCGCCUCGAAUUCGUCGGGAGCAUCGGUUUUCGGGACCGGCCGCGCUCCGAGGCGGCGGAACUUGUCCGGAGACUUGAGGCUGACGGACUGGCCGUUUCGCUGGUUUCGGGCGACGAGCCGGCCGCGGUGGCGGCGACCGGCGCCGAGAUCGGCGUCCGGGAUAUCGAGGGGGGGCUCCUACCGGAUCAGAAGCUCUUCGCCCUGGAUCGCCUGAGAGAUCGCUACGGCCCGGUCGCGAUGGUCGGAGACGGGAUCAAUGACGCUCCCGCGCUUGCUCGCGCCGAUGUGGGGAUCGCCUUUGCCGAGGGGACCGAGAUCGCCCGGGAGGCGGCGGGAGUGACUCUGAUGCGCCCGGAUUUGCGUCUCGUGAGUGUCGCGCUCCGGAUUGCGCGCCGCGCGCUCAGAACCAUCCGGCAGAACCUUUUCUGGGCCUUCUUCUACAACGUGGCCGCCGUUCCCCUCGCCGCCGGAGUUCUGUAUCCGGCGACGGGACUGCUCUUGCCCCCGGAAGCGGCUGCUGCCGCAAUGGCGCUCUCCUCGCUAACGGUGGUGGGAAACGCGCUGCGCCUCAAAACGGGAAACUGA